ACCUGUCUUAUCCUAUCUUCCUUCCUUCCUUCUCUUCUCUACGGCGACUGAAUUUUUUUUCCCUCCCUUUCUAUAAAAAUCCGCAGCCCUCCCCAGAUCAUUUCUUAACUUUUCAUCCUUCUUACACAACUUCUCUGAACCUGAUCCUCCACUACUAUCCCCCAAAGCAUACCAUUUCUACAUCAAUUCUAAAAUCAUCCUCUUCCAUACAUACUUCUCUUCGACAAAAUUACGAAGUGUUCAUACAUAUCUUAUUAUUCGGGAACUCGGUUUGGGCUGGGAUACACGUUGGGGCCGGCCUUCUUCAUUUUUCUCUCUUAAUUAUUAUUUCAUCUCCCGUCUUACCACCGCGAGACGAUCGCCAAAAUGACUGGAUAUGAUUCUGACUCUUCAUACGACAGGGCAUCUACUGUCCGAGGUGCCCCUCUAUUCCCCAAGGAUGAGAGCCCUAAGGGAACGCAAGCCACCGGGGAGGACAGCCCGGUAUCGAUUCCCCCUCCCAGUAGUGAGGAAUCUCGAUUGAUCAAUGCGUCUAAUUCCUUUGAUCGACAAAUUGCGCCGAUGGAGAAUCAACCACCCAUCCCACAAUCCAUUGCUCCGACAACCUAUCGCUAUGGCGGAGGUGGUGUUGCCUUCCCAACUAAUCAUUCGGCUUCGAGCAGCCGCGCGGUGAGCCGAUACCACCGUGACUCUUUGUCUGGACCGACCAGUGCUUUUGCUGGCUUGUCGCCUUGGCCAACUAGUGACGUCCGUCGCCUGCCCGGCGAAGAUGAGUCGGUUUAUUCGGCACGACUAAUUGCUAGCCGAAUCCACAUGUGCACACAAUUCAUCAACCGCGCAGGAAUUUUACCGGAAUCCGCUUCUCGACACGCAGCAAUGGUAGCUGAAAUUGGUCAGCAUAUUAACUCGACCACUACUCAGCUGCGCCUCGAACGAGACGGUUUCAAGCGCGAGUGCCAAGAAAAGCGCGAGGAGCUUGAACGCGCUCUCCACGCUCAGGAUGGUGCCAAGGCCGAAAUUCUACAGAUUCAACAAGAGCUUCGACGAUCUCUUGACGUUGAGAAGACUUUACACGACGAGUUGGCUGGCACGAAGAGCCGCAUUAUUGGCCUCCAACGCGAAGCCGCUGAGAUGGAGGAUAUGAUGCGAAAAUUCCAAAAGCACCACAAGAACAUGAAAGAGGAGUGGACUUCGGCUGAUGAUGAGAAGGAAAAGAUCAUUAAGGCUCUCCAGGAACAGGUCAAGAAGCAGCGAGUUCGCAACGCAGAGCUUGCUAAGAAGGCUGGCGAAGAAGAGACCGAUAGCGAGAGUUCUGAGAUCGACUUUGCUCAGACUGCUGCCUCCAGACCCGAAAGUGAGGCCGAUGUUCUUCCUGCACACGAAAGGAAGCCUCUGGACGAGAAGACGAAGAACGACCUUCUCGAAGUUAUCAACCGAACUAAUCGCGCAUCGAUGCCUUACCAAGCCCGAGUUUCGUCGGAUGAUGAGGAUAGCGCUAUUCCGACAGUAUGGAAUGUUAAGCCAACCAAGUCAACCCAGCAAAAAUUAGGAUGGAAGUCCGAGGAGAAGGGUCCUCACGUUUCUAGUGAGGCAGGUCCAUCGGCUUGGACUGCUAAGCCCACUGAGUCGCACAAAUCGAAAGCUGCUGCGCAAGAAACUGGUGAAGGCUCCUCUGGUUGGAUGGCUCUAACCCGACGUGGUGAUCUCAAGGGCAAAGGUGUUGAGCGCCGUCCCCAAUCUGCCGCGCCACCGAAGCAAGCUCUGAUUCUCACAAAAGGAAAAGCACCCGGCCCAUCGAAGUUUCCUCGCCACAAGGAUCACUGGGAGCUUCCUGAGAUUACCGUCGGUGUUGAGCAUAUGACUUCGCUCACCAAGGGAUACAUUGUCAAUUGCCACUCCAAGGCAUGGGAAGAGACCAAUAUUCCCGACCAUAUGCUUGAGAUCCAGGAACCUUCAACCUGGAACUAUCUUCUGAACCUGGUGUACGCGAACCAGAUCGAGGCGAAGGGCCAUAUGAAGUUCCUUCUGAGCACAGUUGCUCACCGACCGUAUGUGAUCAUGCGAAUCGUCCUAGAUUUUCUCUUCAAGAAAAUCAUUUCGCCCCAGGUUUUCCUUGGCUUCAGACCAGAAGUAGACAGUCACCUACUCGCGCUUCAGAACGAAAUCCGAUCGUUUAGCCAGGCACCUAAGCACAGCAAGUUCCGUGAACGCCAAUCAGUUGUCAACGAACAUGCUAGAAUCAUCACCGACAUGUUCCGAAACAAGGCAAACGAAGUAGAUCUACAGAAGUUCAAGAAGCACACAAUUGAGCACAACGCUCAAAUGCUUUCGCUACUUCUCCAGCCUCUGCGACCCAAGUCAGUUUCGGACGAGCAAGCUUUUAAGGCGGUACGUAUCAUGGUGGAUGCGACCUAGGAGGUCAGUUCCAAGAUAUGGAUGUCCGGUAUGACACUCAACUACACAUUCCCCGAAGUCGCAUGCAAGUAUUCGAUGGCUACAAUGGACGCUUUGAACGGAUCAUCGUUUGCGCGUAGCCCUGCAGAACUACAGUACUCUCAGACCCGAGUCAGUUUUGCGGUUAG
Molecule: messenger RNA, 2582 nt
Organism: Hypoxylon trugodes
Lineage: Eukaryota; Fungi; Ascomycota; Sordariomycetes; Xylariales; Hypoxylaceae
Exons: 3
Coding region: 367-2415 (682 amino acids)
Source: RefSeq, a predicted model, not a curated record